Molecule: messenger RNA, 3923 nt
Organism: Pocillopora meandrina
Lineage: Eukaryota; Metazoa; Cnidaria; Anthozoa; Scleractinia; Pocilloporidae
Source: the annotation of a GenBank genome assembly
GAUGACGAGGAUUUCGAGCCACAAGACUUUUCCGUAAAACAAUCGGACAAAUGGGAAGGGGAGGACGAAGAAGAUCAGGAUGUUAAGGUAACAAUUUAUCUUCGUAAUUUACAAAACGUGGAAUUCAGUUUGUUUAUUCCUUAGAUCGGCAUCAAAGGUUGAUUUAUUUGGGAAACGUUUUGUUUAUAGGAAAACUGGUUUGAUGAAGAAGAGGAUUCAGAAAAGAAAUCGGAGCCAUCCGAAAAUCAAACUGGUAACUGAUAGAUCGGGUUAUGAAACAUCUAUCCUGAUGCUUCACAAUUCCAAAUUUUAAUUUUGCGAAUUAUUGCACGGCUUCUUUCACUAACAAUGUCUACAAGCUUUUUAUUCCCUAUCCAAAUUAUUCUCUUUCCUGAAAUCGAUUGUAAACAUCAUUAAGUGUUCGAAAUAAGAUUAAUCCAACUAUUCUUCGCUGUUCAUUUGAGUACAGUAUCAUUGUAAUUUACUGUAAAUGAAACCCAAUACCCCUUAACAAACAUAGCCUCAAGGUUACCUCGAAAAUUCUUCGUUUAAAUCAACCUUUCUUUUCAUCUCGUGGAAUUAGAAAGAAGAUGGUCUUACCAUCUCUUAAAAAAAUCGGGUUUUCUUUUUCACAGUUAGGGAAACAUUGCUUAUUAUCAAACAAGUUGAACAUGUCUCAAUAUUGAACUAUGUUCGGUGUAAAAUUUUGUUUGUUUGUUAUUAUUCUGUUUUUACAUGUCUGGCAUAACACGUAUCUGUGUUAUUUAAAUUUCACAAUUUCAAAGUCACAAAGCACUUGAUCCUGGCUUAGCUUGGCCCUGUAGUUUUCUAGUCCUACAUUGUACUAUUUGACCAUUUCCUAAGGUAUAUUAUGUCCUGUUAAUUUUUGGUCAUGUCAUGAAAUCGCAUAGAUACCUGUGUUGUUUGUCCUUUGAAUAAUAUAAUUUUGUUGUCAAUUUGAUAGAAGCAGCUCCUCAAGCUAAAGUAAAGAAAAGAAAAACAAUUAAACAGGCUAUACAAGAUAAGGAGGACAAGGCCAAGGAAAGAGCUCUAAAGAAACAGGAUGAGAAUAAAUCAGCACAAGAGGUGAAAAAAUAUUGCAGUGCAUUUGUAGCAAUUAUUAUGGCUCCUUUGAGUAAUGUCUUUGAUUUUGCCCAUUGCUCUCACAGAAAGAAUUAACAGAAGAAGAACAACUUGCAGAAAAGCUUAGAAGACAGAAGUAAGUAAUAUUUUAAACAUCCCAGAGACCAAAAGGUGCUAAUGUUGGUGUAUUGAUAUUUUGCUCUCUUGUGAACACAUACAUUAGGGAAGAAAACUUGAAAAAAUUAACAAUCAAAUUUUAAGGCUUUUGUGAAUUAACCAGUCUAGUUACUGCCAGUCAGUGGAAAGCAAAAGUGCUAUUGCUAGGUGAAUUUUGUGACUUUUUUGCCAAAAAUUUGCUCAGUGUCCUAUAUUUAGUUGACUUAAAUUUAUAGUUUUAAAGAGAUGUAAGAAAUGGCAAUUCUCCUAUUUUGCAAAUUUGGCAUGAAGCUAUUGUUUCAAAUAAUUUCAAGUCAGAUUGUUACAAUCAUAUGCAGCAACUUGUUAGCAGUAUCACCGACGGGCUUUGUUUGCUUGUGUCUUUUUCAGAUUGGUAGAAGAUGCAGAUUUAGAAUUAGCUAAACAAGCUUUUGGUGAGGUUCUAUAUAAACAGACUGUUUCUACACUUUUAAACAAACUUAUUUUCAUUGCCAGAAAAUAAUAAUUCAAAUUUUUAAAAUUUUUUUUAUUCGAGUCCUUCACCAUAAAUGUCAAUAGUGUUUAAAGUUGACCUUAUCUUUGAGAAUCACCAAAACAGUGACAACACUGUGUGAAACUAGGAAAUGUUGGUUUAUACAUGUACUUACUAACAACUCAGCUCAUCAGCUUCUCACUCGUUUACCCCAAAUGAAGCAAUCAUAGAUGAGGUUAUGACAAGUUUAUGACCCUCAUCCAAAUAUACAUUGGAGUGUUUUGUUACCAAUUUAGCUUGCAAUUUUUAUUAUUAGAAGUGUUGUUAUUAUUUCCUGAAGUUUAGGGAAAAAUUACUGAAUGAAAUAACUUUGUUCUUCAUUUCUCCAGGUGUGAAAGAUGAUAUAGGAUCCAAAAGUAUAGAUGACAUGAAACCUUCAACUAAAGAAGAGUUUGUAGAACUGUCCCAAUUACUUGUAGGAAAAUUAUCCAAUUAUGAGGUAUGAGUCACAUAUUUGUUAAUUGUAUCACUCACUUUGGUAUAUAAUUGAAACCUCUGCCAUUUUUUGACAAAACAUUGCUGGCACCUUGUACAUUUCUUGAAAGAGGUAGCACUGUUCCUUGUUGGAUUUUUAUAAGAACUGUUAGCACUAAAUUUAUCAGGGUUUGGUAUCGUGAUAAAAAAUAGUUUUUGUAUGCCACCAACACAGAGUUGGUGCUUGUCAGAUUUCAAACGUCCUGGUCCUUUUUACUUCAGAGUAUCAAAUAAGUGAGUGUGAACCCAGUUGUGAAGACUUUCCUUUCCUUAAAAUCUGAUAAAUGUUAUUUCAUUAGACUCUAGCAUUCUUUGUUAAUACUUUAAGUUUUCUUGUGGCCUUUUUUGUCUUAAAAGUGAGAAAUUAUGAAGGUAGUGUGAUUAACUCUUUAUUCAAUUUUUUGUUUUCAAGUCCAAUGCAGAAUAUGUCCCUUUCUUGGAAAUGCUUUUUAGAGAUUUAUGUGCAAGCUGUAAGUAUUCCUUGGGAUAAAAACAAAUAGAUGAAAUAAGAAAAACAUUUGCAUACUUCAAAUCCUGGUCACCAUUAACAGGCCCUUAGCCUCAACAAAAAAUAGGGUGAGGCUAAGAGGAUCUUAUACUCUUUACCUCCUGUAGGGGGCUAAACAAGUUCUCUAUUUAUAAACAAGGAAACUCCUUCAUAGAUAUAGAAUGAAAAUGUUUGUCUAAGAAUCUGCGAAAAAUUGCCAAUAAAUAACACUAGAGGAUAUAAAUAAUUAGGAAAUUAAAUUGACUUUUGGUGAAUAAUUGUUAUGUAGAUGUAAAUGUGAUUUGUGGUCAUCAUUAUUCAUUGUUAGUACUAUGAACAGUCUUUGUAGGCACUAUGAUGUUUUACAUGUCUUGUGCUGCUCAUUUUUUUCAGUGGAUGCUGAAGAUGUUAAACGAAUAGGUAGCACAAUAAAUGUCCUCUCAUCAGAAAAAUUAAAAGCACAGAAGGCAAGUCACAGAUCUCUUUUUAUACCAAUAGGACUUCAGCAUUCUCAGAAAUUUUUUUUUUUUUAAUUAGGUUUGAGAACUGAAGCUUUAUUAUGUGGGUUGUUAUUAAAUGUUACCUUGCUUGCACACAUUAUUGUGUAUUUUAUGGAUUACUGUAUAAUAGUAAAACACAAAGGUAGGGUUCAGUUGACCUUAGGAUAACACUGAGCACAUGAACAUUCAUGUAUAUCACAAGUAGUAAUAAAUAUUCUUUGAAUACUCCACCCUCAGUGGUUAUUUAAAUGUUUGUUGUGUCACAUUCAGCUUUCUCUCGAAGCAUAAAUUAACAGUAUUAUUCUCUAGAAUAAUUUUUUCUUCUCUGGUUCAAGGUCUCACAAUUUUAAAUACAUCAAGUGCAAAAUAUCUACAAGAAAAAAUCACCUGUGUAUUUAAGCGUAAUCCUCUCCUGUCAGGGAGGAGUGAAAACAGGACACAACUAAUUGGAAUGAAUGAAGCUUACAAUAGUAUUGUCCUGAAUCUGUAGUAUCACUGCAUUGUGAAAUUAGGGACCAGAAUAAUCUUAUCAUCACCUAUUUGAUACUUUUUACAGGCAAAGAAAGGGAAAAAGGCUGUUAAGAAAGCCACUCUCUCAGGAGCUAGUGCCAAGGCUGGCAGAAAAGAGGACUUGGAUGCAUUUGGUGGUGGAAAUUAUGAUUAUGGAGAUGAAUUUGAUGACUUCAUGUGA